This is a messenger RNA of Pogona vitticeps (central bearded dragon), 1724 nucleotides long. Lineage: Eukaryota; Metazoa; Chordata; Lepidosauria; Squamata; Agamidae. The record is from RefSeq and is a predicted model, not a curated record.
GGAACUGGGUUUGCUUCCCUUUGGGAAAAGAGGUUCCCUGCCAGGAGCUCCAGCUGCCAUGUCAUCGCCCGACGAGAGCCCGUCUGGCCUCCGUGGGCCCCCCGGCGACCUCCUGGGCCGGCUUCCCUGGGACAUCGACCCCAGCCGCCUCUCCUUCUCCCCCUUCCUUGACCUGGACACCCAGAUUUCCCUGGCCCCCAUCUCUGACAGCCCCGAGUCGUCCCUUGAGGAGCUGCGCUCUGCCGAAGAGGAGGAGGACGAGGAGGAAAGGCAGAGCACGGGAGCGCUCUGGUCCAACGUCCCAGACCCUCUGAGUUUGGGCCACGCUGGCCGGUCCACGCCUCCUGGGAGACAGGAGCCCCUGGAGACACCAGAGGGGGCAGGCACCCCGACAGGAGAGGCCACGGUGUGCCAAGACAGGGGCCACCCCGCGGCUCUCACCCGAACGCCAAAAGGGACUUCCUUCCCGGACACGGCCCGCUGGCCACCGAGGCAUCCUCUUCUGGCCACGGAAGAAAGCCAAUCAGGCCCCUCUGAUGUGGCCGAUGCUCUCCACAAAGUCCAUGUCUCCCUGGAGGUGGAGAGCGCUGAUCCGGUCCCACGCCAGAGCCCAGGGGACCUCGGCCUCCUUCCCUGCGAGCCCGGGGGUCAAGGGUGCCGGGGCUGCUCCGCUGACCACAUGAAAGCCAUCGCCUCGGCCUUCGUGGCCUUCCUCUUCUCUCCAUGGCUCCUCUAUGGGCUGUAUAACCUCCUGCCACCGCCUGCCUCGGUUGGCCUGGACAUGGCCAGCCGGGUGGCCUUCGCUCUGCGCUGCCUCCUGGUUGCGGGGGUCCCGAUCAUGCUCGGCAUCGCAAUGAGGGCCGUCUCCAUCCUCUGCUCGGACCGUCUUGGCCCGCUGGACGGCCGCGCCCGACCUGGCCUCCUCCACCACCUCUUUGUCCUUGGCUCCGUGGACCAGUUCCUGCUCUUCGUCCUGAACACGGUGGCCGCGGCGACCUUCCUCCCACAGGAGCACCUGCGCCUGGUCCCGAUCCUGGUGGGGUUCUUUUCGGUUGGAAGGUGCUGCUACUGGGCCAGCUUACACCUCUGCAGCGCUUACCGGGGCUUUGGAUUCGUCCUCGCCUUCUUCCCGAUGCUCUCCCUGACCGCCUACAAUCUCUUCUGCCUCUACCAGCUAGGCCUGGGGUUCCUCUUCGGCCGUUUGGCCCCCGGAGGUCCCGCCUGCACCGCGCCUGCUCCGACCCCCCUCGGAGGAACGACGCCUGAGAGAUGAGGGGGAACGUCGUCAGCUGGAAGACAAGGAACACCCUUAAAAAUGGAACAAAAAUAAACAGGCAGCCGUGUUCCUCUGGGGCAGCCAGAAAGACUCAAAAGAGCACCCGUGAUUUCUCUGAAUUAAACGCAAUGGUUUGGCGGCACUCCAAAAACCAGUACAUUGGACAAGCCUUCAUGGCGUGCUGCUGUUCACCCAAAUAAAACAUGCUAGGCUUUCAAAGGCCACACACUAGACAAGACAUAGAUCAUGUAUUCUGCAGAGGUGCUCUUCUCAUCAGAGCGCAUGGCUGUCUUGGCACAUGAUUUUCCUCCCCCCCCACCACCUUCACAGCUUAAAUUUGGCGUGCUUUCGGAAGAAAUCAUUGGAAGUUUAUCCUGGGCUCAGGUCUGAACCCCUAAGCCACUUAUUUCCAGGGUAACAGCCUUGGGAGGGCUGAUUAAAGCAGAAG